CCACUACUAUUAUCCCUACUACUACUACAACUACUAUUAUCACUACCACUACUAUUAUCACUAAUAACACUACUAUUACCAUCACCACUAUUAUCCCUACUAUUACCAUCACCACUAUUAUCCCUACUAUUACCACCACUACUAUUAUCCCUACUACAACUACUAUUAUCACUACCACUAUUACCAUCACUACUAUUAUCCCUACUACUACUACUAUUAUCACUACCACUACUAUUAUCCCUACUACUACUACAACUACUAUUAUCCCUACUACUAUUAUCCCUACUACAACUACUAUUAUCACUACCACUACUAUUAUCACUAGUACCACUACUAUUACCAUCACUACUAUUAUCCCUACUACUACUACUAUUAUCACUACCACUAUUACUAUUAUCCCUACCACUAUUGUAAACAUCAAGGAUGAUAUCGCAACAUUUGAAAGUACGUGGUGUUCAAACCUCCUUGUGAAUGUGUGUAUGUGUUUUGUGCGGCAGAUGGUCCAGUCCAGACCUGCCCUUCCUCUCAGCCAAACAUGCUAGACCAAGGCCCCAGCCCCACACUCCCAGCACAGCACUGUAGCUAAACACUGCCCAGCAUACGGUUGUCAUUGUUAUUGUUCUGUCUACCUACUCACUGCCUCACUAGAACCAAGCCUUAUAGUAGCCUUACAGCUGGAUCUGGACAGUCUAAGCAGCUGUAUUGCUUCUGGGUCGACUUCAUUGCUUUAUAGCUAAAUUUGAUCACUUGACUAGAUAACCCAUAUUUGAAUAUCUCUCCUUUACUAUUAAUUUCCAUAACAAACAAGUUAAAUAAUUCACAGCUUAAGGAUUAACUCAGUCACGUCUCUCCCAUGAAAAACAGGAAACCCCCUGUAUGGACCACCAUCUUGGGUCCUGCAGGAGGGGCAGUUUCAGUGUGGUCAACCAUCAGACCCAGACAGACAAACCAUGCUUGUCCAUCUCCUAACUGCAGCAGCUGCUGCUCACUCUGACAGACCUGUCACCUCACAUCAACACUAAGACUGUGCCUCACUUCCUCACGAUACUCAAUACUAUACUGUAUGCUGCACUACACUCUGCUCCCUCCACUUUCAAAAUGUAUAGUCUUAGCUAGCUAUGACCAUUCCUGCCCCAGGGUCUAAUCUGGUUUGGUGACCUAAUCAAUUUACCUUUUCAACUUUAGACACCUCUUUCAUACUAUUAGAUCCACAUUUCGGGUGCUUGCGUGACCCUCAUGUCAGAGGGGCCGUGGCUGUGUGUUAGAAAUAAAACAGCCCUGACCUCCUGCAGCAAUGCUAAGAAGUCCUCCGUCCUGUAAUGGCUGCUAGCCUGCUAUCUGAUCCCUGUUGUUGGUGGGGGUGUUUCUAUCCUGAGGCACCACACUCAGUCUUACAAAUGAUAAAGCCAUUCAUGGCCUCAGUGGGGACAUCUGGCAUUUUGUGCAACUGCACAGCAUGUUAAGCUGCCAUGUUUACCACAGUGAAUGGAUGUAGGUGGCUGCAGGGUUUAGAAACCUUGUCUUCACAAUGUUCAGCAGUUGUACUGCACACAAUGCCCAAGUCUACAAGUGAACUGCCUCCCACAACAGUAACUAACUAGUCUAGGCUAUUUGUUUUAUGAACUCACCAAUCAUGCCUUCUAUUGGCACAUAGAGUUCACAGCAGGCAGCAGCAAUGGAAGCACCCCAUGGGGACCAAAUCAUUGGGACAGAAUGUUAAAAUGAAGUGUUUGCAUUCAACUCAAUGUAAGUCACUCAUUUUAAACCCCACGUGUCUUCUGUUUUCCAGAUGUGCACUCCAAGGAACACCCCAGCCACGCCGCCUAACUUCCCCGACACCAUCACCAUGUUCUCCAAGCUGAGGGCGUCAGACUGCUCGGGGAGCUCCGGAGGCGGAGUUCCCACCCAGGUGUCCAUGGCCUGCUCCCCCCCCUCCUCCACAGCUGGCUUCGGAUCCUUCUGGGCCUCAUCACCCCCCAACCACCAGCCCGUCUGGCUGCCCCCCUCCUCGCCCACAGGCCACCACAUGCACCACCACCAGUACCAGCACCACCACCACAUGCACCAGACCCCCAUGUGGCCCCCUGUGUCCCAGCCCGGCAGCGCCCAGCAGACCCCUGUUAUAUCGGUCCUGCAUGGCCAGAGAUGAGACUCUACCCAUGUGUGGGAGGGAGGGAGGGGGCCGGGGAGGAUAGUGUGGGGCUGUGCUGGGCGGGGCUAUGUGCAGCCUAAUGAAUCUACUAGGGGGUUGGGUGUCAGACAUUUACAUUACAUUUACAUUUAAGUCAUUUAGCAGACGCUCUUAUCCAGAGCGACUUACAAAUUGGUGCAUUCACCUUAUGACAUCCAGUGGAGCAGCCACUUUACAAUAGUGCAUCUAAAUCUUUUAAGGGGGGGGGGUUAGAAGGAUUACUUUAUCCUAUCCUAGGUAUUCCUUAAAGAGGUGGGGUUUCAGGUGUCUCCGGAAGGUGGUGAUUGACUCCGCUGUCCUGGCGUCGUGAGGGAGUUUACGCAAUUAUCUUUGAUACAAAGACGGCUAUGUAGCUAACUAAGAAGAAAUUGCUAAGAUUAGACAAAUCAAACCGUUGUACUAUAAUGAAAUGUAAUGAAAAGUUAUACUACCUGCAGACCGAAGUGCGGAUGCGACUGCUCGCUCCAACCCGGAAGUAGAACAAGGAUUAAAGGGUCUUGUUGGCCAAGGGGUAAAGACACGCUACUGUUGUUUUCCUUCCUUUCUGUUUUUCUAAAAUGAUGACGUCUGUCUCUGCUCUCUCUCUUCAUCAUAACUCAUCAAAGCCUGGGAAGAACCGGGAGAGAACCACUAAUAACAAUAUGAGGAAGUGGAAUAUAACGAAGGGGGUGGAGUCUCUAACCCCCCCAAGGACUCUGGGAAAGGCAGUUUUCUUUGUCAAUGCAAGUCGAGCCCUGGACCCAGCAGAGCACUUACUUAGGAUAGGAGCCAUGUGAUCUGCUAAAGUGCUUGAUCAUUGGCUGUUUUUCAAAACUCUACUCUCCCUUGGGGUUCAAUAACGCUCCAGUGAUGUGACCAGAUUUCACAAUAACCAGCAGACAAAAACAAAAUGGGACUGCAACACAAAUGAUGGUUUUGUGUUCUCGGCUGAUCUUAUGGCCCAGAAAAAAUGUUUUCAAUAUUGUUUGUGGUAUGGGGAUCUGUAUUGUACAGAUCAUGGACAAACACUGUAGCCAUUUUGUCAAGUUUCAUGUAGCCAUGUAUCCCUUUUUAAAAUGUCUAUUUUGUAAGUACUAUGUAGCUUAGUGAAACCUGACUCAGUGGCUCCACUGCAUGCUGUUGUGUCUGAGAAGUGGGCUCUUCAGUAUGUGUGGACUCGAUGCUUUGGUUUAAAGUGUCUGAAAGCUGACCUUCACAUCAGAAGUGUUUUAAGGAGACAUGUAAAGAAAUGUUAAUACUGUAAUUCAGUUUGUGUUGAGACACAGCAAAGUAUGCAAUCAUUUGAUGGAAGCCUGAAGCCAGUUUAAAGGCUGAUGCAUUUUUAUCAUUGUAUUUGGGAACAUUUUCUACCUAUGGAUGUCAAAGGCACUGCAUCUCAGUGCUAGAGGCGUCACUACAGACCCUGGUUUGAUUCCAGGCUGUAUCACAACCGGCCGCGAUUGGGAGUCCCAUAGGGUGGCGCACAAUUGGCCCAGCAUCGUUGGGGUUUGGCCAGGGUAUGCCGUCACUGUAAAUAAGAAUUUGUUCUUAACUGACUUGCCUAGUCAACUUUCUUUUGACUGAUAAUGUAAACUGGUUUUCAGUGACAAUUAUGGAAACAUCUUCUGAACUCCAUUGUAAAUAAAGGCUCAGCAGAAACAAAGUACAAAAACGUUGAACUCCGUAACCUGGCUGGGGACGAGAUUGAGAUCUCAGUUAUCUGUCAACACUGAACUUAAUCUGGUUUGCAAAUGUUUUGACUAACAUAGAUGGGUGUGUAUAGAUGGAUCUCUUCAGGUUUCUAUGAGGAGUGGAGGCCCACUUAGUGAUUUACUACACAACCUCUAGCAGAAGAUCAACUGGUCCUACCUCUGGUUAAAUGGGAGAGGCCGAAUGUAUUCCCUGCAGAAACAGUUGGUUUCAAUGGGUCAGAUUAGCAGAAUCUCUCCUAGUGCUCAAAACGUGUGUAAUUCCCUCCGUUAGAAUAGUGGCUGAUUGACUGAUGAUGAAUUGAGUGUCUUGUCAACUAUAGAAUUAUGAAUUUAGUACGGGUUGCAAAUAUUUACUAAAUGAUUGUUCAGGCAAUGUUUACAUAUGAGAUUCAGUGUACUGAUGAACAAUGCUUCAUAACCCAGAGUCUUACUUAUAGGUGAGCUCUUCAUACAACAGCCCAUGUCAGAACAUUUGCAAAUCUAUCAAUGGUGACAGAUGGAAAGGUAUCCAUUUUCACCAUCAUUCUCAUUAUAAUUAUCACAAAGAGGGAAUGGGAGGUCUGAACAGGUUGCAGUUGUAUACAGAGGGUACUUUAUCUGAAAUAAUGUCACAUUCAUUCAUGCCCUCACUAAAUGAUGCUUUAAUAUUAUGCCUGCCUGCCACGUCUUCACUCAGACAAUCAUAUUCACAUGAUCCCUCUGGUUAAAUACAUGUCAAAUCACAUUUGUCAAGCUGUGAACUUUUGUGAGGAUGAUUUUAUAAUGUACAAUAUGGACAGUCGUGUAGCGUUGGACAGAUGCCACCUGGCCAAUGUGGACCCUUGUCAAUGUCACCAGAAAGAAGGGACACUGCUCCACUGUGCUGCCAUGUGGUCUGUUCUGGUUCUAAAUCCAUGGAUCUUUUCAGAUGGACAUUAGAAACUCAACGGUGGUUCCUCUUGGGGUGUUCAUAGCACCGCCUCAUUCAUUAACUCAUGUGUUCUAUUAAGGGGAACGUUUGUUGUCAACUGCAUGAGUUUUGGUUGGGGAUUUUCCAGUUCUGUGUUUUUAACAAGGUGGGAGUGGAGGGUGGUCCCAUAAUGAGUGUUUCCUGCUGUGUGGAUUACUGGCUCCUCCUCCUCAGUAUUGUUGUGGUAACUAACACAGCCAGACACAGUAGUGUUGGGGGAUUAUGGUUCCUGUGGGGAUGUGACCCGGUCUCCAUUCUCCUGCCACAGCUUUGGAAUUCAUCAACAUAUUGUAUAAGGCUCUCAUGAAUCUCGGUCAACAGUAGACCAUUUGGUCCCCGUGAUAUCUGUAAAAACUGGGUGUUGUGAAAUCGAAAGUUCGAAAGUCAUGUUCACCCAUACAAGAUGUGCAGAAUGCAGAAGUCAAAUGCCAAGCCAUUUGCAGUGCACUUGAGUAACACAAGAACUUCUCAUGGACCCUCAUUUACAUCUCUCUAAUCCAGCUUUUUAUAUAGAUAUUUCUCUCCUGUACUGUGUUUAUUUCCCCUGUUGAAAUGUGUAUUUAUAUGUUUAAUAAAAUAAGGUAUGAUCUGCUAA
Oncorhynchus nerka (sockeye salmon) is the source of this 5426-nucleotide messenger RNA. RefSeq names its product UBA-like domain-containing protein 2. Bases 1790 to 2149 code for a protein of 119 amino acids. The transcript has a single exon. The record is from RefSeq and is a predicted model, not a curated record. NCBI's taxonomy places the organism in Eukaryota, Metazoa, Chordata, Actinopteri, Salmoniformes, Salmonidae.